AUGAAAAUUCCUGAUCGUGCCGAGGAUACUGAUCAACAUUUUGACCCGGCGGAUAUGAAAAAGUUGAAAAAUGUUGCAAGUUGCUUGAUGGGUGAUCUGGCAGGCUUGGUCCAGUUUACCAAGGAGGUUGUCAGCUCAGAUGAUCUGAAGGUUGUUCGUGAGGGAUCAUGCUUCCGUCUUGUCCCAGGUAUUGGCGUUCCCACGUUGGCAAGACUUAGUGAUGCUUCUUUGGGAGAUGAAGUAUAA
This is a messenger RNA of Penicillium atrosanguineum, 246 nucleotides long. Its product is annotated as transcription factor domain-containing protein. The coding region runs from base 1 to 246 and encodes 81 amino acids. The record is from RefSeq and is a predicted model, not a curated record. The transcript has a single exon. NCBI's taxonomy places the organism in Eukaryota, Fungi, Ascomycota, Eurotiomycetes, Eurotiales, Aspergillaceae.